This is a messenger RNA of Capsaspora owczarzaki ATCC 30864, 1254 nucleotides long. RefSeq lists its product as hypothetical. NCBI's taxonomy places the organism in Eukaryota, Filasterea, Ministeriida, Capsasporidae. Bases 28 to 1110 code for a protein of 360 amino acids. The record is from RefSeq and is a predicted model, not a curated record. The transcript has a single exon.
CUUAUUUUUCUUUCGCUCAGACUCCUCAUGCCCAAGCGACGCAGCGAAGACCCGGCCGAUGCAGAAGCCGCAACAGCCGCGCAUACGCUGAAAAAGACACGCGUUGCCGCUGCAGCAGACACGAACGGAGACAACGAGGGCAGCGCAGUGGCAGGGAACGAAGCGGCGACUGCGAUGGUUGUUGACGAUGGUCGCCACGAGGCGCCAGCCAAGUCCAAGGCCAAGGCAAAGCCCGCUGCGGCCACUGCGAACGGCGCUGCGACGACGAGCGCACCUGCAGCAUCUGCAUCGUCGGCGGCAGCUGCCACGAUGAGCCCUGCAAGGCUGGCCAAGUUGGCCAAGCGCGCGGCGCGGACGCGCACACCUGCUGCUGACAGUCCGACCGCCGCCGCCAAGUCUGCAGACAGCCAGACAGCCAAGCCAGCACAGCAGGCAACACAACAAAAGAAAAAGGCAAAGAAGCGCAAGAGCAAGCACAUCAAGGCCGCAGUCGCUGCCGCCGCUGCUGCCGCCGCUGCCAAGGGCGGAGCAGAUGGGGACGAUGCUGGUGGUGAGGCGACGACGCGGGAAGCCAUUCAGGCCGCAUCGAGCUACUUGAGUGAGUGGCGUGACUCGCCUGAGACCUGGAAGUUCAAGAAGGUGCGCCAAGUCUUCUUGCUGCAGCACGCGUACGACCCGCGUGUGAUUGACAAGACGCUGUUCAAGACAUUUGCAGACUAUAUCGACAAGCUCGAUGGUAGUGCACGGCAAACAACCCUCGAAGACGCCAAGAAGCGUGUUGAAACGCUUGAGAAGCAGGUGGCGGAAGAGUCUUCCUCGGAAGAAUCGUCCGACGAGGACUCUGACAGCGACGACGACGACGACGACAACAACAACAACAACAACAACAAGAAGAAGAGCGACGCAAAAGCCGACUCCGACGACGCAGACAGCGGGAGUGACAGUGGCAGUGACAGUGACAGUAGCAGUGACGAAAAGAAGGCAAAGAGCAAGCGCGACCAAGCUGCAAAGGAGCGCACCAAGGCUGCGAAAGAGAAGCGAGCUCAGAUCAAGCUGCUCCGCACCAUUGAGCUGUUCCGGGCCAAGAAGAUUGUUCGCGUUCUUGCUUAGAUUGUGCUUUCCAUCUGUUUCUUGCGUUAACCAAAAAGUAUUAUCCACACCGUCGAGAAUUGCACUUUGUCGUUCUGGCGCUUCCAAUCCUCCAAUCCUCCGUCUCUUACACUGUGAAAGAAAAAAAAACCACACACAAUCAAU